Molecule: messenger RNA, 12973 nt
Organism: Chelonus insularis
Lineage: Eukaryota; Metazoa; Arthropoda; Insecta; Hymenoptera; Braconidae
Gene: Rbp6
Product: RNA-binding protein 6
Exons: 12
Coding region: 693-1604 (303 amino acids)
Biological process (GO): regulation of translation
Cellular component (GO): cytoplasm
Molecular function (GO): mRNA binding
Source: RefSeq, a predicted model, not a curated record
CAACGUGUAGCAUUACCAUCCGAACGCACGACCACCUGCCUCUUGGCAUUUACGUUUACGUUCUCUCUCUCUCCUUUCUCUCUCUCUCACACACCCCGAGCGCGAUCUGAGAGUGUACCCAAGGAUUAAAAUAAUUAAUUAAUCAACGGAAGUUAAUAAAAAGUCAUUCCGAGAGAGGGAAAUCAUUUUAACGAGCGCCAAAUAAACGUGUGUUUCAAAGUUCUUGUUAUAGUGCCGAUUUAUUUGCGAUUUAGUGCAAAGAGAGUGUCAAAGUGAGACGAUUUAAUUGAUCUUUCAUCAGGGAAAAAGGUGAUACGCGUCUUUUCCUCCUGACGCGUACUAUAUAAACAAACACUGGGGACUAAAGUUGUUGAGUAUCGCGCGUGGCUUUCUCACUUACCCGGUACUAUACUAUUCAAACGUGACCGUAUCGCGUGCGCAAGAAAAAACAGUUAUCACCAGAUUACCAACAUUUGUACCAUUGUUUUGGAUUAAUUAGACUCGUGAGUUUCAUAAAGGAACACGAGCCAUUAAGUCGAGUAAACCAAAAGUACGGGUCAGCUGAUCAGGACCCGUCAAUAUAAGAAAAGUCAAAGUGUUCCAGCAAGUGGAACCGAUUUCUAAAUCUGUCAAGACAAGUGUACACAACGGCGGUCACUACGUAUAUCACGCCGCUCAUCACCUCUGAAAAGAUGGUGACAAGGACAAAGAAGAUAUUCGUCGGCGGAUUAUCAGCGCCGACGACGCUGGAGGACGUCAAAAACUAUUUCGAACAGUUUGGUCCGAUCGAGGACGCUAUGCUGAUGUUCGACAAGCAGACCAGCAGGCACAGAGGUUUCGGCUUCGUCACGUUUCAAAGCGAGGACGUAGUCGACAAAGUGUGCGAAAUUCACUUCCACGAAAUCAACAACAAAAUGGUCGAGUGUAAAAAAGCGCAACCAAAAGAAGUCAUGCUCCCAGCAAACCUGGCAAAAACGCGAGCGGCCGGCCGAGGUGCAUACGAUUUUAUGUGGUCCCUGGGAGCAUUACCUGAUGGUUUCCCAGCGGCAGCGUACGCGGCAUACGCGGCAGGCCGCGGCUAUUCUGGGUACCCUAGUUUCGGACUACCCUACCCGACAGGAGUGCCGGCAGUGUACUACCACGGAACCGGGGGCGAGAGUGCGGGCCGCGUGUACUCAGAGACGACGAUGCAACAUAUACAACGGAGUGCACUGCGGAAGAAAUUGGAUCUUACCAACGGACAACUCACUCCAAACAACAACACGCCUUUGCUUACGCAAGCCCUUUCUGUGAUGAACAACUACCAAGCAGCACAAGCAGGCUUUCCACCGGCUUCGCCACAUGGCGCCGGAGGUCACGGAGGGCCCCAAGGUCGCUCCUUUCCCGCGGCCAACUCUCCCGGGCCCAUUGACAUGUACAGUUCGAGCGCAGCAGCCGCAGUAGCAGCCGCAGCCGCGGAUUCCGCAGUCGCCAGCUACGUCCAGGCCGCAGCUAGCCCGCAGCCCCCUACAACCGCGUUUCCCGCGAUCGCCGUGUCCCGCGCCCCGCUCAACUAUAGUCCCGGACCUCUAAUACCAGCGGCGUUCACUAAUGGCUACCAUUGAACCUUGUUAAGACCUAACAAGAUGGACGAGAGGGCCGAGCGUCUUAAGAACAUUAGCAGCACAACGAGUGACGUAAACGCCUUGUAAACUUUUAUGAAAGGCUUCUGGACACUGGGGAAUUUUAUUUAAUAACAAAUAUAUAUGUCAUAUGUAUAUAUACACAUGCAUAUAUAUGCAUAUAUAUAUUAUUAUAAACAUAUAUAAAUUAUUUAUAUCUUAUCGGUACAUUGGUAAAAGAAAGACUGAUGGUAAAAAAAAAAAAAAAUUACAAGAAAUGUAUAUAACAGAUGGGUAAGAAAAAAAAAGUAAAAAAUAAAGAUGAGCGAAAUCAUUCCCGGUAGCAAGAGUUUUAACACCGGAUAUAUCGAAAAUUGCGUUCAAGCGUAACGGAGAUAUGGAUGACAGAGCACACUAAAGAUUAUAAGAAUAGAAUCUGUAAUAAUACAAAAGACCAAGUCAAGUUGAGAAAUAGACAAAAGAAUAAAAGCGGAAAACAUCAAUAAACAAAGUAAUUAAGAGAAUAAGUUAAGAAAAAUGAACCAAUUUUAAACCCCAAAACAGAAAAAAAUAGAGAAUAUUUCAUCCAGAAGCAAAUUAUUACACAUUACAAUAAAACAAGAAGCAUUACACAUUAGAAUUAUUUGAAAAAAAGGCGGCACGGAGAUCGGAAAAAUGAUAAAACAUUUUUCUGCAAUCAAAAUAAAUACAAAAGAACAAUGAAAAUACGCUAACGCCCAUUCUCUGACAUUGAUAAAUAAUAUAAUAAAACAAAUUAAUGAUUAAUAAUUAUUAAUUGCUAAAAGUUAAACAGUUAAGUCUAUAAUAUAUUAUAUAUAUAUAUAUAUAAAUAAAUUAUAUAUAUGAUACAUAAUUAAUAACUAAUAGACAAACGUAUGGCUCGUAAAAACUAAGAAACAAUACCAAUACACGUAUGAAUAUUAUUAUUAAUUAUUUUCACUAUUCAUCAUUAUUAUUAUAAUUAAUAUAUUUGGUCAUUUGAUUACACUAAUUUUCCAAUUUUUUUAAUUGACAAUGUAUUAUCAAAUGGAAAUAAUUAUUUAUUUUAAGGCAUGUGCGUUUUGAGAUAUUUAUAAAACAACUCACUAAUUUGUUAGUAUUCUGAUGUUUAUUCUUACGAAUGUUUAGAUAAAAAUGAUCAUGAAAUUAAUUAAUUAAUUAUGAAAUUAUGACGACUCUCGCGGGUGGACGAAACUUUUUAAAAGAUCCUCAUGUUUUUCUCUACAAUUUUUUUACAUCCGACAAAUGAUUCGAUUAAUAUAUGUCUUUCCAUAGUUAUUUUCUUAAACUUUAAGAUACUUUAUGAAAACGGACUACAAAAUAAUCAUGAAUAAUUAUAAUCAUAAGAAAGAAUUAAAAGAAAAUAUUGUAUGAAAAGAUAUUAGAGAUGGUUUUCAUGUUUUAAGUAUUGAUAUUCUGCGUGAUAAAAUACUGAUAAUUAUUCAUUAAUAAUAAUAAAAAUAAAAACAACAAAAAUAAAUAAUAUUUAUAAUGAUAAUGAUAAUAAUAACAAUAAUAAUAAAUCAAUCAUUAUAACAGUAAAAAUAAUAAUAAUAAUGUGAAAUAAAUAAGCUUAUAAGUGAUUAGGCAAAUUGAAAUCUUGUGUCUUCCUGUUUAAUUGAACAACAAGUUUUUGUUUUAUACGAAAAUUCAUGAGAUAGAAAUAGAUAAAACGGAAUAUUUUUCUGUUUUCUAGUAACACUAAUAAAGCUCUAAAUAAUCUUUAUAAAAAAAUUUAAAAAAAAAACAAUCAAAAAGUUUUUUUGAAAAAUUCAAAAUAUCAAAUCUUUAAUUUCAAUUUUAAAAAUUAAAUGUGUUUAUAAUCUAAUACUUUAUCGUUACUGUUGUUGGAUUUUCAGAAAAGAUAAAAAGUGGAAAAUUAUAAAAUGAAAUUUUAAAAUAUCAUUUUAGAUACUCAUGCACUCCGUCAUAACAACAAAGAGAAUUGUGAAAGAGGCAAAUUGAGGAUUGAAAUUGAUAAAUUAUCUACAUAAAGCUUUAUUCGUCGUUACAAUUUUUUUAUCGGAUUCCGUUCUACGAUUAUUUUCUGUCAUUUGAAACAAUGUUCAAUAAUUAUUUAUAAAAAAUCUAACAAAAUUUUUAAAGGAACAGUCAAAAUAAUUUAUGAGGAAAAUAAAUGCAGUUCUCUCGAGUAAGAUUUUCAUAAAAUAAAUCAUUGUUAUGCAGACUGUAUAUUCAUAAUUCUGUGGUUUAUAUCAAUAAUAAUAAAACAAUACACAAAUGCAAAAAAUCGUUUCCAUGUAGCAUAAAAAUAAGAAAAAGAAUAAAUACAACAAAACUUUUAAUAGAUUGAUGUUUAAAAGAAAUAAAAAAACUAGAGAAUAAUUUUUAAUGAAAUAAAAUAAUCUUGUAAUUCCAAGACUCACCUAAUCACUUAACCUAAUCACAAUGCAAAAAAAAACCAUUUUUAUUAUUAUUAUUUUUAUUAUUAUUAUUGUCGUUAUUGUGAUACAAAUUCAUUAAGUUUUGUUCACAAAACACAAAAGUGAAUUUUCAUUGAUUAAAAAACAAUUAUAAACGAAUAUUAUCAGUGUGAUUAUGAUUGCUGCUAAUAAGUUUUAAAUAAUGUUGAAUUAUCAUUAAAAACAGGGUAAAAUAAUUAUUGAGGAUAUGGAAGAACAAUUCCAAGGAAGAGCAUCAUGGUGAGCCGCGAUCAUUUUGUGUUCGUUUUGUAACUCAUUUCUGAAGAACGAGCGUGUUCGACUUAUGAAAUCGGUGUCAAUUUAAUGUAAACGUAGCAAUACUCGAUUAAUGUCCACUGAAUAUACGAUAAAUUUAUUUAAAAAAUGAUAGUAAAUAAUUAAUAAUAAUGAUAAUAAUAAUAAUGAAAAUUAUAGUAAUAGGGAAUGAAAUGAAAAGUUAACGAUCAACUGAAUUGCUGAUAAUAGGUAAUGAAAUAAAUAAAAAAAAAUAUCCUAAACCAUACGUCUGCGAAACGAAAUGAUGGCGAGCUCGUUCAUGUUUCAGAUCAAAACAAUUAGAUCAACUUAAAUAAAAUACUAGUUUUCAAAAGAUAAAAAUUACUUCAACUACGUGAUUAAUUCAGUGUUGAUGAUUUUUUAAUUAAAACAAAAUAACGUGAAUACUUUUAAAAAAUUUUUAGAAAUUAAAAUGCAUUUGAAAGUGCAAUUAAAACAAGGUAACCUAUUAAUUAUAAUUAAGUUUAUCAAUUAAUAUAAAAAUCACUUAAUCAAUCUUUUUAAUAAAUUAAUAAGUCACACAUAGGUUUUAAUUAUAAUCUAGUAAUAAAAAUGGACGACUAAAUUCCAAGUGAUCCAAGUAAAAAAAUUAUGUACAUCAAAUUCUAAUGUAAAAUUCAUUUAUUGAAAAGUCCAUUUUUCAAUUAAACUCCUUUCUGUAUAAAAAUACUCACAUGGUUUAAAUAAAUGAAUUAUUUAAACUAUGGCAAAAAUGCAAUAAACGUAAAUGAAGAAUAUGAAUAGAUAAGAAUGGUAGUAAAUAAUUAAAUUAAAACAAAAUGAAACAAUUAAGAAAGGUGAAUGAAGCUCGCACGAUUAGAUAAUGUUAUUAAAAAAUAAAAAACAACAUUUUCUUGAUCGGAUGGGAUUAAUUGAUAGCAUAUUUGAUAGAAAAUUUUAGUUAGAUCCAUUUACAUAGAAAACAGAAAAACUAUUCUUUAUCAAUCUAAAUAAAAUAUAAAAUUUUUAAAAAUGAUUGAAUAAUAAUUAAAAAAAAAUUAUAAAUGAUAAAUUUUAAACAAAUCAGACAACAAAAAUCAACACUACAAGGGUAAAACACCAGCUCAAAGAAUGUAAUGGAAUGGGAUUUAUAUUCUAGAAUUAUAAAAAAAAAUUUUUCAAAUUAUAUCCUAAAUAAUAUUAAUUACAAUAAAUAAGCAUUUCGCGCGGCAGCCGGGACGUAAUAAGAGAUAAAACGUUUUUAAUUCUUUCAAUUUUGAAUCAAUAAAUUAUCUCAACUAACAAAGAGUUUUAUUUGAUAAAAAAAAAUAGUCUUUUGCUGAAAGAGUUUAUCAAAUAUUACCUAGAUAUAAUUUUCUAUGAUUAAAAUCUACAACUUUUAAAUAAUUGAACUUGACAAAAGAAGAAAGUUCUGAUAAUAAACAAAAAUCGAGAAGAUAAUAAACAGUUUAGGCAUACAGAAAAAAAUAAACACUACAAACUAAAACAUGAUUGCAAACCAUACGUUUAUAAAUAUGAAAUAAAAAAUAAAUAUUCAAUCUAUAUCAGUGUUUGGUGAUGAUCCAUAGCAAAAAAAAAUAAACAAAUAAUUUACAUAAGUAAAGAUUAAAAAUUCAAGCAAAUAAGCUUUGAACACCUAAGUAAUAAAAAUUACUGAUGAAAUAUUAAAAGAAUAAAAUAGAAAAAUUGUUUCACACAAAUUGUAUAUAAUUAUUGAUGUUUUGAACACUUAUACAAUACAUUAUUGUCAUGUAAUUCAAUUACAAAGUAAUAAGAUGGGUGAGAUUGGCUGUGUAGCACUGACAAGUCUCAAAUUUCGAUGUUCUUUUUAGUCAAAAAUCUUCAUAAUAUUAAUAAUUAAUAAAUAAUAAUAUUAAUAAUGAUAAUAACAAUAAUAAUAAUAUUAUUAUUAAUAAUUAAUAGUUGAUAAUAAAUAUGAAUAAUAAUCAUUAUAAUAUUAAAUAUUUAAAUAACUAAAAUAAAAUGAGUUGCUAUAAAUAAUGAUAUAAAUCAUCAACAUGAUUAUAGUUUACCAAAAACAAUGACGCCAAUUCUUUCACAAUCCUCCGAUUGUAAUAAAUAACAAUCCGCCACAAUAGUGAAAACAAUUGAUUAAAUACACUGAAAAUCUAUGUGCGUUAUACAAACACACAUGAAACUUGUUCAAUGUCAAAUUGCCCUACACCUACAGUGGCUCUUGGCAAUUAUAUAUUGAACAUGUUUUUUGCGAGUUAUUUUCGCACACUUCAUAAAUCUUGGAUUUGCAGUAUAGUCAAGUAGACCAAUACCACAGUAUAUGUAAAAAAAAUAUUUCCGCCAUUUUAUUGUAAGUGAAAAACUUUCCUUUAAUAAAUUUAUUCAUUGUUUAUUCUCUUCAUUACUAUUGUUGAUAAAAUUGCUUAAUUAAAUUUAUUAAAUUUUAAUUGCUUGAAAAUAUAUUAUUUGUUUAUAAAAUAAAAGAAUAAAAAACAGUUUUAUAAUUUCAUUUCGUUUUAUGCCACUUAAUUUAAAAUAAUUUUUAAACUGUUUUGUUUUGUGAGUAUUUAAAGGCAACGAAAGUAAAAGUAUCGACAAAAAAUGAUGACGUUAUUCUAUCACGGGCAUUUAAAGGGUUCCUAGGAAAUUUAUGAGAAUUUUGUGUCGAAUAUUUACCGCGAAUUCAUCUGGGUCACUAGACAAAAAAAAAACCUCGAGUCUAGACAAUAACAAAGGAUAAACAUUCUUUUGAAAUUUUCCACGAAUUUAUCGAGGUCGCGAAAUGAAAAAGAAACUCCGAAACAAUAACAGAGGAUUAAGAUAAUAAAUCUGUCAUAAUGAAUGUAGUAUCGCUACUCGAACGUUUACAUGAAAAAUGUCACACAUAAACGCCUAUUGACAAAUACUUGUUUACGUGCACACAUUAAUAGAGGCGUUUAAGGUCACAAAUGGUGUAUUUUUUGAUUAACAGAAAAUAAUAAAUCAUUAUUUGAAUGAAAAUGGUUAUUUAUUGGUCUAAAGCAUAAGUUUACAUUAUCACUUACUGUAAAAUGACGGAAAUUUAUAAUGGGAAAAAUAAUGUUGAUUUUCAAGUGUAAAUGUGCUAAUUAAUUUUCAAAUUAAUUAAAAAAUUCAUCAUGAUAAUUUAAAUUACUUCGUGUUUUUUUUAGAGAUUUUUUAUCCUUCUAGCAUCCAAGAGCUGUCGCGCAGCUUCAAAGUAACAAUUAAAGUUACUAUUUGAGAUUAGGAAAUGCAAUAAAACUCAAGUAUAAAAGAGGAAAUAAAUUUAAAAUGAUACUCAUUCUGUAAAUAUUAUUAUUAUUAUUAUUAUUUAUCAUUAUUAUUUUUUCUUAAAUUUUUAUUAUUAUUAUUAUUAUAAUUAUUAAUAAUUUUUUUUAACAUUUAAUUUACACGGAAAAUUAAUAAUUUUCUUCUUGUUAAAUUUUAAAUAUUUUUAACCAUUAUCAUCGUGUAAAUAAACGCGUACAUGUUAAUAUGCAAUUCCCGAAGCAAUAUAGACCAUUAAAACAAUAAAAAUUUGAUAUAAUAUCUAUAUAAAUAAAUAGACACCAAAACAAACCAUCGGGAAGCUAAAAAAAUUUCGACGCUUAAUAAAAUGGCAAAUAAAAUGUAAAAAAUUUUUUAACAUGCAUUUUAAAACAAAUACAAGUGCAUAUAGAUAAAGAUAAAUGGUUAAACAUUAAUGGAACACAAAAGAAAAAUUUUAACAAUUAAACAAAUAAAUAAUUGAUGCAAUCAUAUUUUGCUUCAUCAUACAUCAAAGUCUGGUCUUACACAAUUGUCACGUAUAUUUAAUUACAAUUGCUUAUAAAAUGCAUUAAUUAGUAAAGAAAAGUAAUGAAUAAAUAAAUUAAUUCAAUAAUAAACUAAGAAAUAAGAAACAAAACAUGUAAAUCAAUGAAUAUAUUAGUUGUCGAUCUUUCGACAUACAAAUAGCAAAAAAAUAAUGCUACGGUUCACAUAAUUAAAUAAUUAAUUAAUUAAUUAAUUUAUAUGGUUAUUCAAUAUUUAUGUUUCCAUGGACGAUUUUGAAUUUUAUAGUUCGCACAUCGAUCCUAAGGAAUCAAUGAUUUCAGAUAAAAUUUAGUUUAUUACGUAAAUCUAUUAAAAAUAAUUAUCUCAAGAUUCGAUGAAAAUUCAAAUGUAACUCACCACUUAGAUUACAUCGAAUCUUCAGAUAGGAAAUGAAAAAUAUUAACAUUUGAAAAUUUAAAACAUAAAAAAAUCCCCGAGUGAGAGAAAAAAAACAGCGAGAGAGUGAGAGAUGUAAGAAAAGUGGUGAAUUCUACUGAAGUUAGAAAAACAGAUGAAUAAUGAAUGUAUGGGCGAAUUUGUAUGUGUGAGUACGAAAAGAGAUGAUAACAAUAACUAAAUAAAAAAAGCAAGAGAGAAUAAACUAUGAAAUGGAUCGUAGCUAGAUAGGCAAUUUUUGACCAUUAUUAUUAAUUAUCAUUAUUAAACAAAAAAAAAAUACAAAAAAAGUCACAAAUACAUCGCCAUUUUAAGUGUAUCUUAAUUCUCAUGGCACAUUGAUUUAUUUACAUCAUCAUUUUUUCUACUAUUAUCGAUCUUGUGUUUUUUUUGUUGAUUGUUUGCAUUAAAAUGUAUUUAGUAAUUACUUGUUUAUAAAAAAUUUGUCUAAAAAGAACUUUGUGAUUAUUCUUUGGAUGAAGCUCAUUUUAUCAAUGACUGAAUUACAUGGAAAUUAAUUUAAAUAAAUUGACUUGAAUCGAGAUGAUUAAUUUUUAUCCGUUGUAUCUAUUGGGAGAUUAUAAGCAGAAAGUAUACUCUCUCGUGGAUAUAUCUACAAUAAAUAAGAUUUUUGUAACUUCUUGAAGAAAAUCAGUCAUUGUAAUACAAAAUGAUUUUAAAUUUGAGGAACAGCGAAAAGAUAUCAGCAAGAUAAAGUUUUUAUAAAGAAGUAAAAAGUAUUGAUAUAAAAAAUAUUCAAAAACAAAAUUGAAAUAAAAUAUUUAUUUUGAAUAAUGUUAAUUAAUGGAAUAAUAAUUUAUUAUAAUUAAUCGAAUAUUGAAAACAAAAACAUUCUUAAAUAUCUUCAGUUCUUGUAAAUGAUUUAAGCAAUUUUCGCAUUUCUCGUUUCUUCGUAAGAAACGAGAUAUGUAUAUAAUAUACAUUAAAUUCGCAUCGGCGCACAUCAAACACAAGAAAAAAGAAAAACACAUUUUACAGAUUAAUAAAUGAGAAAAAGGGAAAUAAUUAAAAUUGUUAGCAUGACGAUACUAUUGAACAUUUUAUAACAAGGCAAUACGACACAUCUUUUCUUAUAAAAAAAAAAUAUUAUAAAAUAUAAUAAAUAAAAUAAAUAUAUACACAAUUUAUUCCAUAAGAGAAUCCUUUUCAAAAUCUAGUAAUGGGUUUAUCGUUUUAUAUUAUUAUUCAUCAACAAUACACACGAAAGAAUGGACACAAAUAUAACGUAUAAUAAAAUACGAAUAAACAUGAACAGAGUAUAAGAGCCCGAUGGUACCGUCAGUUUAUUACAUUAUAAAAUGGCUCGUAAUCACGGUUUAAUUAUUUAUUAAUCGAUCGUGUGCAGGUCUAAUAAGAUAAGUGAAAUAUUAUAAAUGAUGAAUCAAGUAUAAAUGCCGGGUGGAAUUCUACAUGUUACGAUGGUGUUUAACUCAAUCACGCAAAAGAUCUUCACUUAAUAUUUCACUGAUAAGUUAUGAAAUAUCAAUUGAAUUGUAAUGAUAUUUUUCUACCUAUAAAUUGCAUGUUAACAAAAGUUGUGUUAUAUUUUAAAUGGUAAUUAAUUGAAUGUAUUUAUUGGAAUUUUCAUCUACUAAUUUUAUUUCAAGUUUCAUCUGAAUAUAAAUUAAUGAAUAUGCACGUGAUUCGCUAGCAUAAAUUUAAAUGCCAUUUUAUGAAAAUAUAAUAUUUGAUUAAUGCUAUUUAUCUCUGAUAUGUAAUUAAUAAUAUUGAGUCACUAUUGACUUUUGCAAACAAAAGUUAUGCAAUAUUAUUGUAAAAAUAAUUAUUUAUUCAAAUUCAAUAAUUAAGUCAUUAUAAUGAAAUUAUUAAAUAAAAAUUAUAAUAAUUAUUUGUAUAUAUGAUAGAGCAAUAUUUCAUGUGAUUAUUAAAUUUUUAUGCUAAAUUUUUGUAUUUAUGUCGAUUUAAAUAUUUCGGCACAGUUUAUUUACAUGUACACGUUAAUAAAAAAAAACAAUGGCUAUGAGUACUAUUGCAUGUAAAAAAAAGUGAAUACAUAAAGAAUGGUAAUUGUUUAAACAUAGAACUUUAAGGAGAAAAAUAAGGUAAUAAAUAAAUCCACAAUUAACGUAAAAUGAGACAGUGGUAUUUGUAGUAAUUCUUGAAAACGAUGGGAAACAAAGGUUUAAGCAAAUGACAUUGAUGAACAAAAGCAAUAAAUGUGCAAGCGUAUAAUAAUAUAUUUUUUCAAUGUUUAUGUGAAAAUUGUUAUUUCAGCUUGAUUGAAUAUUAAUAAACAAAGAUUCAAUUUUCGAUCAACAAAGAAAACUAAUAAACAAUUGUCAUCUACAUUUGAAAAAAAUAUUCGCUACUAAUUAAAAAAAAUUUUUUUCUUAAUAAUUAAAGAAAAAAAGUUUAAAAAAAAAUUUUUACACGACGUAAUUUUUUUUUUCAAAUUGCAAUUUAGCAUAAAUAUAUUUUUGAUGAUUUUAAUUUCAUCAAAAUUAUACGGUAGAAGAUAGUUCCGCGUGAAAUGUAAAUAAAAACACAGUGAAAAGUUUAAAUGAAUCAAGUCAAUACGGUCCACUCGGCAGAAAAAUUCUUUUUGUCAUCGAGCAAAAAAGUAAACAAAUGAGAUGAGAGCACGUAGAACAAAAAUAAAAAUCAUUCAUAAAAAAAAUAGAAUAGUGAAAAUAAAAAUUUACAGACAGAAUGAAAAAGUCAAUUUGUUUAAACUUUCUCGUUUUUGAUAGAUAGAAAAAGAAGUGAAAAAAUUUAUGAAUAAGUGAGAGAGAGAGAGAGAGAGAGAGAGAGAAAAAGAGAAUAAAAAAGAGAGAGAGAACAUAGAAGUGUGAGUGUGAGAGAGUGAACUACGAAAAACAUUAUAAAAAAAGAUGUAUAAUGAAAACUGAAUGUGAAAAUUAAUAAAUUAGUUGAAAAAAAAAUGAAUGGACGACGGUACAAGCGCGGCGAGGAAACUUGCAAUAUAACAAGCAAUAAAUAAGCCACUCUUAAUUCCAUGUAUAUUAAACAAUUAUGUGGAUGCUUUAUGAGAUUUAUUGAUUAAAAUUAAACAUGCAAAAAAGAUACCAAUUUUACAUAUUCUUACUAAUCGUAAAAAAAAACAAUACAAAUACGUCUAGUAACAUAUUGAAUAAAUAAAUAAUUUAAAAAAAAUUACGAAUAAAAAGUAAUACGAUUAAUGUAUUGAGUAAAAUAAUUAAAAAAAAUUUAAAAAAAGCAAAAAAAAGCAAACAGAAAUUAAUCUAUCUUCGUAAGUACGUACAGUUUCAAUUUUACACUACCGAUAAUAAUGAAAAUAUAGCGAUAAGGAUAUAUAAGAUAUAUGAUGAUUUAUAAUAAUUAUAAUGUUGUACAGAAUAUUUAUGAAAAGGCCCGCGUUUGAUGAGAGAGUCGAACGUUUCAAGAAUAGAAAAAUAAAUUGCCUUGAUAAAAAAGAUUUCAUCUGGCAAAUAUGUGUGUGCUCUUAUUAAAAAGAAUAAAAAAACAACACAAUAACUAAGUGAAAUUACGAUUGAUAGUUAAUAAUUCAUGAAAAACAAUCGUAAUAGAAAAAAAAAUAAAUAAGGCACAGCGAGAAAAUGUUCUUAAGUAAUCGAUUUUAAGAGAAACCCCAACGCAAUUCUUAAAUAAUGUUAUCAGCCAUUAUUUAAUAGAAGAAUAAAAGUAAGAAAUAAAUAAAAAUAAUAUUGAGUAUAUUCCCUUCGCUUUUAGAUGAAGGGUAACAAAUAAUAUUGAUUGCGUUAGAAUGAUUUUCUCGCAAUCAAAUAAAUUGGCGAUCAACUUUCUUAUCAAAAUGGCCUAUGACUAUAAUGGAUGUUUUGUAAGAUAAAGCAAAACUAUUGGUCCCGUGAUUCGAAAGCGGAUGUUGUGUUUAGGGCUUUAAACAAAUAAAGACUCCGUGCUGAGAGCAAAAAAUAAAAAUUAAAGACAAGUAGAACAGAGAAAAAAAGAAUAGAAGAAAUUUUUUAAAGAAAUUUCCCGAGCUUAAAAGCUGGUGGAAAAUUCUAAAAAUAUGAAAAAAAGGGGCCCUAGAGUUUAAAAUGAUAAACAUCGUAUGCACGAAUUAAAAAAGGGCUGAUAAUUUAAUUAAUUGUGUAUGUAUACAGAUAAAUAAAUAAACAAAUGAAUCUUGCGAUUAUAAAUAUAAACAUUGAUAAAAUAAUAAUAUUAAUAUUAAUAAUGAAAACAAACAAUAUUGUACCCCUCUGUACAUAUAAAUAUGGAAUAUAAUGCAAUUAUUAUUACAAUAUGAUUUAUUAUAUAAAUAUAAAUAUAUAUAUACAUAUAUAUAUAUAAUAUAUGUAUCUAAUAAAUUCAUAUUACGUUUAUUAUUGUUUUAAUUAUUACUAAUUAUGAUUGCGAUGACGAUUAUUAAUUAUUAUCAUCAUUAUAAUAUUAAUAUUUAAGAAAAGGUUCACAACGUGCCGUGUGUAUGUGGAAAUAAAAUAUAUAAUAUAAUGGACAUUGUUCAAUUCAAAA